Naegleria lovaniensis is the source of this 1155-nucleotide messenger RNA. RefSeq lists its product as uncharacterized. The coding region runs from base 1 to 1155 and encodes 384 amino acids. Gene Ontology annotation, molecular function: exopolyphosphatase activity. The record is from RefSeq and is a predicted model, not a curated record. Lineage: Eukaryota; Heterolobosea; Eutetramitea; Acrasida; Naegleriidae. Gene Ontology annotation, cellular component: cytoplasm. The transcript has 2 exons.
AUGAAAGCCUUCUUGCGCUCGUGCAAAGACUCUCUCAAGAAUAACGAUUCCAUUCAUUCAGUGUGUAUUGGAAAUCAAGCAAGUGAUUUGGAUUCAAUCAUUUCAUCCAUUACAUAUUCGUAUGCUCUUUCGAAAAAGAACAAUGUGAAAACACUUCCUAUUUUAAACAUUCCACAAGAUGAAUAUAAUCUAAGAACUGAUGCCACAUGGUUUUUAGAAAAGUUUGGAGUUGGAGCCGAUGAUUUAAUUUUCUAUCAUCAAAAUCCAACUUUGACUAGAAUUCUCGAAAAAUUGACACAGGAAAAUACCUUACGUGUAAUUUUGACAGAUCACAACAAAUUAGCUCCAGAACAAGAGGAUUUUCUUGGAAAGUUUGUUUUUGAAAUUAUUGAUCAUCAUGCAGAUGAAAAACAUUAUUCAUCAACAGUAACACCUGAGAAUCGAACCAUUGAAUUGAUUGGUUCUACAUGCACUCUGAUUGCAGAGAAAAUGACCGAUGAAUUUUUGAACAAGGAACGGGAGUUUUGUGAAGCUCUUCUUGGCACCAUUUUACUAGAUACUGUGAACUUGGAUCCAAAAUUUAAAAAGGUUACUCCAAAAGAUGAAACACAAGCAAAUAGACUUGCUAAUAUCAUUUCCUUCUCCAAGAAGGAUCAAGAUGAAUUAUUUGAAAAACUCUUUUUUGAACGGUUUAAUGUAUCCAAGUUAAGCUCACAUGAUUUGUUGAGAAGUGACUAUAAGGAGUGGAAAAUGGGUUCGAAAAUUGUUGGCGUUGCCACUGCAAAGCGAUCACUCGAUGAAUGGUUUGAAAAAGAUCCCGAUCUUGUUCAAUCCUUUAAGGAGUUUUUGGAGAACAGAAAGCUUGACAUUCUCUACGUCAUGUGUGCCUACACCGACAAGGACAAUCAAUUCAAGAGAGAGCUUGCCGUUUACUCUCCUGAUGCGACGCAUCUCCAGAAAGCUUGUGAUUAUCUGGUUCAACAUUGCAAGGAUAGCCUCGAUUUGACUCCAUGGUUGCCUUCUUCGAGCAAACCUAUUGAUCACGCUCCCCUCGUUUCUUGCUCCUUUUUCACACAACAUCACAUGGCAUCUUCACGCAAAAUCUUUGCAGAAGUGAUUCGGACCAUGUACGACCAAAAUCUUCUUCGCUUGUAA